AUGGACAGGAGGUCCAGAGGUCCGGAUGAGGCGUGGGAGCGUCGUCGGAUGUUGGUCCGGAAUGCGGGAUAUGACAGAGGUAUAAGCUCUGAUGACGAUGACGAUGACGAUGAAGAACAAGAGGAGGAGGAGGAGGAGGAGAUGAGUUAUCGUCAGUUUGGCUGGGGGGAAGUUGGUGGACAGCACACUGAGCAUCCAGGUAAUGAUUUUUCUGAGGAAGAGCUCCCUUCGCAACCUCAGGUCACUCGUCAUAUUACACCAGAAAUUGAAUUUCAAUAUUCCCACGAUGAAGAUGAUGCGGUUGCACAGGCCAGUGUCUCACAUCCAGUGAAUUCUUUCACGUCAUCCAGUCAGCAGUCCAACAGUUCACAGCCACGGGCACAAAGCGUUCAGAUCAUGACGUCGCAGCCCGAUGACAUAUUGAAAUGCCACCACAAGAAGAAUGGUCAGCCACGCCUUGCUGAUCCAGAAACCCUCAAGUUGUUGGAUCCCAUCGAGUCUGAUGAUGAGCAACCCACCCGGCAGUCUAAAGCUAAAAGAUCAAAGAAACUUGACAGGCCAAAGCCCACUCAACCAGCAUGGUAUGGUCCACAAUGGAAAUGUUUUCUUGAAGAUGCUAAAGGAGAGUGUCGUGUGCAACACGCCCUGGAGAAUCCCUUUCCAGCUUUAGUCUCUGAUUUACCAUCGUCCGUAUGUGAGGUUCUUGUUUCAGUUUUAGUUGCAUGGGACCAGGAUGGUAAACAGUUCGAAGCUGGGAUUCCUACGUUUUGGAUUAGAUGA
Molecule: messenger RNA, 780 nt
Organism: Suillus plorans
Lineage: Eukaryota; Fungi; Basidiomycota; Agaricomycetes; Boletales; Suillaceae
Exons: 5
Coding region: 1-780 (259 amino acids)
Source: RefSeq, a predicted model, not a curated record